AUGGCACAAGACAAAAUUGAACCACCUCCAGAGGGUCGCUUGCCACAGGCCACCAAAGGUUCGGAUCAUCUGAGAGAUGUGUUUGGGCACAUGGGUCUCAGUGAUAAAGACAAUGUUGCUUUAUCCGGUGGUCAUACACUGGAACUUCUCAAUGGAGAGAAAGAAGGUCUGAUCGAGUUGCCAACCGACAAAGCACUUUUGGAAGAUCCUGUCUAUCGACCUCUUGUUGAGAAAUAUGCAGCUGAUGAGGAUGCCUUCUUUGCUGACUAUGCCGAAUCUCAUUUGAAGCUUUCAGAGCUUGGAUUCGCGGAUGCUGAGUGGGAGACCGACAAAAGGAACAUGACCAUGCUGAUGUCGGGCGUCUGUUAUGGUUCUGCCCGUUUAAAUAAUUACUCGUAA
This is a messenger RNA of Durio zibethinus, 399 nucleotides long. RefSeq names its product L-ascorbate peroxidase 2, cytosolic-like. Gene Ontology annotation, biological process: cellular response to oxidative stress; response to reactive oxygen species; hydrogen peroxide catabolic process. Gene Ontology annotation, cellular component: chloroplast. Gene Ontology annotation, molecular function: peroxidase activity; heme binding. The record is from RefSeq and is a predicted model, not a curated record. NCBI's taxonomy places the organism in Eukaryota, Viridiplantae, Streptophyta, Magnoliopsida, Malvales, Malvaceae.